Messenger RNA from Chiroxiphia lanceolata (lance-tailed manakin), 3117 nucleotides. It is a transcript of the gene TRPV4, whose product is annotated as transient receptor potential cation channel subfamily V member 4. The transcript has 16 exons. Gene Ontology annotation, molecular function: protein binding; calcium channel activity. Lineage: Eukaryota; Metazoa; Chordata; Aves; Passeriformes; Pipridae. The coding region runs from base 141 to 2726 and encodes 861 amino acids. Gene Ontology annotation, cellular component: membrane; cilium. The record is from RefSeq and is a predicted model, not a curated record. Gene Ontology annotation, biological process: osmosensory signaling pathway; calcium ion import across plasma membrane; actin filament organization.
CCGGCCCCGCGGAGACUCGGCGGCGCCGGAGCGGACGGGACCCUCCGCGGGACCCUUCGCGGUCUCCUACUCUCUUGAAGGAGCCGGGGGUCACAGCCACCCAGGCAGGUCACUCGUGCCCGUCCCGCGGUUCGGGGACCAUGGCAGACCCCGAGGACCCCCCGCGCGUUGUUGUGGGCGAUGGCGGGGAGGGCGCGGGGGAGGACGGCUCCCUCCAGAACGACUCCUUCCCGCUCUCCUCGCUGGCCAACUUGUUCGAGAGCGAGGACACCCCGACUCCCGCCGAGGCAGCGCGGGGACCCCCCGGCGCCGGGGAUGGAAAGCAAAACCUCCGCAUGAAAUUCCACGGGGCCUUUCGGAAAGGCGCCCCGAAGCCCAUGGAGCUGCUGGAGGCCACCAUCUACGAGUCCCCCGUGGUCCCCGCGCCCAAGAAAGCCCCCAUGGACUCCCUCUUCGACUACGGUACCUACCGCCACCACCCCAGCGAGAACAAGCGCUGGCGCAGGAGGGUCGCGGAGAAGCAGGCGCCGGCAAAGGGACCGGCUCCCAACCCGCCCCCCGUCCUUAAAGUCUUCAACAGACCCAUUCUCUUCGACAUCGUUUCCCGGGGGUCCCCGGCAGGCCUGGACGGGCUCCUCUCCUUCCUCCUCACCCACAAGAAACGCCUCACAGAUGAGGAGUUCCGAGAGCCCUCCACGGGGAAGACCUGCCUGCCCAAGGCGCUGCUCAACCUGAGCGGGGGCAAGAACGACACCAUCCCCCUCCUCCUCGACAUCGCCGAGAAGACGGGCAACAUGAGGGAGUUCAUCAACUCGCCCUUCAGGGACGUCUAUUACCGAGGUCAGACAGCCCUUCACAUCGCCAUCGAGCGCCGCUGCAAGCACUACGUGGAGCUGCUGGUGGAGAAGGGAGCGGAUGUCCACGCCCAGGCCCGCGGCCGCUUCUUUCAGCCCAAGGAUGAGGGUGGAUACUUCUAUUUCGGUGAGCUGCCCCUCUCUCUGGCCGCCUGCACCAACCAGCCCCACAUCGUGCACUACCUGACGGAGAACGGACACAAGCAGGCGGACCUGCGGCGCCAGGACUCCCGCGGCAACACGGUGCUGCACGCCCUGGUGGCCAUCGCCGACAACACCCGCGAGAACACCAAGUUCGUCACCAAGAUGUACGACCUGCUCCUCGUCAAGUGCGCCAAGCUCUUCCCCGACACCAAUCUGGAGGCGCUGCUCAAUAACGACGGCCUGUCCCCGCUCAUGAUGGCAGCCAAGACCGGCAAGAUCGGGAUCUUCCAGCACAUCAUCCGGCGGGAGAUCACGGAUGAGGACGCCCGGCACCUCUCACGAAAGUUCAAGGACUGGGCGUAUGGCCCUGUCUACUCCUCCCUCUACGACCUCUCCUCGCUGGACACCUGUGGAGAAGAGGUGUCUGUGCUGGAGAUCCUUGUCUACAACAGCAAGAUUGAGAACCGCCAUGAGAUGCUGGCUGUGGAGCCCAUCAAUGAGCUGCUGCGUGACAAGUGGCGCAAGUUUGGGGCUGUCUCCUUCUACAUCAGCGUGGUCUCCUACCUCAGUGCCAUGAUCAUCUUCACCCUCAUCGCCUACUACCGCCCCAUGGAAGGCCCUCCCCCCUACCCAUACACCACCACUGCCGACUACCUGCGCCUGGCCGGGGAGAUCAUCACCCUCCUCACUGGAAUCCUCUUCUUCUGCACAAACAUCAAAGACCUGUUCAUGAAGAAGUGCCCAGGUGUGAACUCCUUCUUCAUAGAUGGCUCCUUCCAGCUGCUCUACUUCAUCUACUCGGUGCUGGUGAUUGUCACGGCGGGGCUGUACCUGGGUGGCAUCGAGGCGUACCUGGCUGUUAUGGUCUUCGCACUGGUCCUGGGCUGGAUGAACGCCCUGUACUUCACCCGUGGGCUCAAGCUGACAGGGACCUACAGCAUCAUGAUCCAGAAGAUCCUCUUCAAGGACCUGUUCCGCUUCCUUCUGGUCUACUUACUCUUCAUGAUCGGCUACGCAUCAGCCCUGGUGUCCCUCCUGAAUCCGUGUCCCAGCAGCGAGUCCUGCAGUGAGAAGUCCAACUGCACGGUGCCCACCUACCCAUCCUGCCGGGACAGCCAGACCUUCAGCACCUUCCUGCUGGACCUCUUCAAGCUCACCAUCGGCAUGGGUGACCUGGAGAUGCUUGAGAGUGCCAAGUACCCCGGCGUCUUCAUCAUCCUUCUCGUCACCUACAUCAUCCUCACCUUCGUGCUCCUCCUCAACAUGCUCAUCGCCCUCAUGGGCGAGACCGUGGGCCAAGUCUCCAAGGAGAGCAAGCACAUCUGGAAGCUGCAGUGGGCCACCACCAUCCUGGACAUUGAGCGCUCCUUCCCAGUGUUCCUGAGGAAAGCCUUCCGCUCAGGGGAGAUGGUCACCGUGGGGAAGGGCACGGACGGGACACCAGACCGCCGCUGGUGCUUCAGGGUGGACGAGGUGAACUGGUCCCACUGGAACCAGAAUCUGGGCAUCAUCAGCGAGGAUCCGGGCAAGAAUGACACAUACCAGUACUAUGGCUUCUCCCACACCAUGGGCCGGCUGCGGAGAGAUCGCUGGUCGACCGUGGUGCCGCGCGUGGUGGAGCUCAACAAGAGCUGCCAGCCGGAGGAGGUGGUGGUGCCGCUGGGGACCAUGGGCACGGCAGAGCCACGGGAGCGGCGGCACGGCCAGGCCCCGAGCUCCCUGCUCUAGCACAGUGGUGCUGGGAGCUCAUGGACUCUGCCCGGGCCCCCGGAGCAGUUCCAGAACUGCGACUGGGCUGGAUGGUGCUUGUCUGCUCCUCAGGGAUUCGUGCAGCCUCCGUCCCUCAAGCAGCUGCUGUCCCGGUGGGUGUCCAGCUUGGAUGGGGGGUCCUGGCCCUUCCCUGGCCAUGCUGGAGGUCUCGGCUCUCACCGAUGAGCUCCAGUGCCACCGCUUCCCUUCACCAUGCUGGCGCCAUUGGCUGUGCCAUGCCGGGAGCCUCGGACGCGGGCUGGGUGUGGGAAGCACGGCCCCCACCGCCCACCAAGGCCAAUGGUUUUGCCACAGUUUUUUGCACAGGAUUUAUAUGACUAUUUAUUUAGUAAUAAAGACUGACCUGCCA